AUCUCCCAUUGGUUAUCCUGUAAAUAAGGGGCGUGGCUGUGGUACUGUAGCAGUUGUUAAGUUGCAGUCUGCAGGAAAGGAGGCUCAGUUGGAUUUGGUUCUCUGAAAAGGAUACUGAGGACAGAAAAGACAUCAUUUACUCAAAAGGUCAUUAAUAGGGGAAUACGAUGGAGCUCGCCAUCAAAGACCUAAGUGGAAAAACGCAGCUUGUGAAUGUAUUGCCAAGUGCCACCAUUGGUGAACUCAAGCAACGCAUUGCCCCUCACUUUGAGGCAAGAGCCUCACGCCUGAAGCUUUCAGCCAGCAGCGGUCAGAUCCUGGACCAUGACCAGAAGACCGUGAGUGAUUACGGUCUGCGUUCAGGAUCCACAGUGAUGCUGCUGAUCUCCAUUACCCCCGUGCCAUUCCAGGUGCGCGUGAAGAAUGAGAAGGAACAGACAAAAACCUACGACAUCACUGAUGAUGAGACCGUCGAUCAGUUGAUGAGGAAGAUCUACCAGAAAGAAGGAACACCAGUGGACCAGCAGCGGCUGAUCUACAACGGCCGACAGCUCGACUCUGGCAGGAAGCUGCAGGAUUACAACAUUGUUUCUGGAAGCAUCAUUUAUAUGACCCUCCGUCUGCGUGGAGGCUGAUGGGACAAAAACACAUGGAGAUCAUUUUAGCCUAUUUAAUACAGUAGGUAAGGGGAAAAAUAAUAAGAAUAAGAAAAAAUACCCUGUAUGUUGCAUGUGCAAGUAAUGACAAUUCCACUACAGCCAGCUCAUUCUCCUAUUUAACCACCAUUUUGACAAAGUAAAAGCACUUGGAAUCCUCUUUGUUUCUCUUUCUUGACACACUGCUACAGAAGCUUGGACACAGUUAGAAACUCUCCAGUGUUGGUACGGUUAUAUGAAAAUAGCCUAAGUGGUCAAAUGUAUUUAUUUACUUAUUUAUUGUUGUUAUUUAUUGUUAAACAUGUAUGACCAUCUUUAAAUAUAAUAAUGUACCUUUUUGUUUAGUACCAAGACCAAAACAUGCUUUUGAUUGUAAGUGGAAAAUGUCUAUUAACUGAUUUAGUUCAUUCAGGGUGUAAAGUAUUUUAAGUUUUAUAGAUAAUAAUGUUUAGAAGCAUGUUAAAACCACUUUCGUUUUAAUUUCUGAAUUGGUCCAUUUUUUAAUUUGCCUUCUGUAUUUAUGAUGUCACUUGUCUAAAUAUUGCUUUACACAUAAUAAUAAUGAUAAUAAUAAUAAUAAUAAUAAUAAUAAUAAUAAUAAUAAUAAUAAUGUCUUUGGUCUAAAAUCUAGCAGAAAUAGAAAGCUUGUUUAAAGGCAGUUUGUACCUUUUGAGUCUGUAAUCUCUGUAAUGUGCUCUGUCUGCUGUACGUUAAUAGUGAAUUCAUAUUCAGUGUUUAAUUUGCUCUUCACUCAUUCCAGUGUCACCCGUUUAUUCUAUCCUCAUUUUUAAAUGUAAAUGUACUGAAUUAUAAUUGCUGUUACCUCCUGGCAAACUGCUUUAAUAAAUUAUCCAUUUGG
Molecule: messenger RNA, 1515 nt
Organism: Pangasianodon hypophthalmus (striped catfish)
Lineage: Eukaryota; Metazoa; Chordata; Actinopteri; Siluriformes; Pangasiidae
Exons: 2
Coding region: 168-635 (155 amino acids)
Biological process (GO): modification-dependent protein catabolic process; protein ubiquitination
Cellular component (GO): nucleus; cytoplasm
Molecular function (GO): protein tag activity; ubiquitin protein ligase binding
Source: RefSeq, a predicted model, not a curated record